Messenger RNA from Copidosoma floridanum, 1983 nucleotides. Its product is annotated as putative acetylcholine receptor chaperone. Gene Ontology annotation, cellular component: endoplasmic reticulum. The record is from RefSeq and is a predicted model, not a curated record. Lineage: Eukaryota; Metazoa; Arthropoda; Insecta; Hymenoptera; Encyrtidae. Gene Ontology annotation, biological process: positive regulation of protein localization to cell surface; chaperone-mediated protein complex assembly.
ACCACCGCCUCUCUUCGUCAACAACGCGUCAGUCCUGGUCAGUCGUCGUCGGCGACGCUUUAUACUGGUAUGCUGCAGUGUAGUGCUCGCGUCGUCCCCGUACACGAGUGACGCGGGUGCGGCCGGGAUUCAAAAGAACUCACAGGGGUGUGCAUCUAUAUGUGCAGUGCGCGUGUUUCAUUGGACAAACAUUUUUAUGAUCAAUUAUCGAUGUUUCGUUUCAACGACUCGACCCGCACUACCUGACGUAUAGGAGAGUGGAAUUUCCCCCCCCCCUUUUUUUUUUUUUUCAUUUCAAUUUUCAUUCGAACGAAAGUGAUCGAUCGUCCGAAACGAGUCCGGAGUCAGUCCUUUUGGUUGAUGGUGUAACAACCCGCGGUGUGGUGCGAAAAAAAAAGAAAAAAAAAAAUGGGCUCCUCGCUCGUCCUCAAGUCGCUGUCCAUCCUCUUGGGGCUGUUCUUCGUCUUUGCCGGCACAACGAAGCUAACCUCCUACACGAGCAAGGAACUUCACAAGGACCUGAGAAAGGAGUACGUGAAGUAUGCGAAGGUCUUCCCGUUGGCGGCGACGCUGGGCUUCAAGGUGCCGAGCAAGUGGUUCAGGCGAGUCGUCGGCUCGUUGGAGAUCAUCUCCGGCUUGGCCAUGGCCCUCGUCCCGAGCAAAAAAAUAAAAAACGCCUCCAACGGCGUGCUCGUUAUGCUCAUGCUGCUGUCGCUUUACUCGCACUACAUGGUCAACGACAAAUUCGAGAGGAUCGCGCCCGCGCUGGUGUUCUCAUUCAUGUUGACGGGUCGGCUGGUAAUAGACUGGCAGCUGCGGCGAAAAGAAAACUUGGCCGCGACGGUCAACGGAGUCGACGAUAGAACGAAGAAGCAAGACUGAAGCCGUGUUCAAGGAAAAACGGAAUCAAGUCUCCAAUUCUUUGGUUUUCACAAUUUUUCGCAUGCCAAGCGAUGGAAACACAACUACUACCUAUGUAUACUCAAUGACGGGUCAUCGUCGUCCAAUAUGAAGAAUCUAGUCAACUCGACAUGCCUACGAUGAAGGAAUAAUGAACUUUGUUGUUAUCGUAUACUAUGUAUAUGCACGUUCGUAGAGGAGCGUUGAUAUAUUUUUUUUUUUAAACAUAAGUGAUUGAUUGACUGUGUGACGAUCCAUGUAGGCUUUUCACGAAAAUAGAGGAGAAAAAUUAAUUGCCAAAAAAAAUAGGACUUUAGUAAAAAAAAUUUACCGCCUUAAAAUGCAGAUUUUUAGACGAUCGAGUCUGCGUUUAUAGUGAAAUAAUUUUAAAAAUGAAAAGAACAAUCGAAUGACGGUAUUGUCAAAGAGACUCGAGUAACCGUAAAACAAGACGAUAAAAACAUAAUACUGUGCUUUUUUUUUUUUUUUUUUUUUAUCUUCUAAGCACGAAACAAACGAUUUUUACAAAAUUUUCUCACUUUAUACUACUCAGGAAAAUUCGCCGAAUAUUUACAAAUAAGUCGAAUAGAACGUAGCCUUGAUCUACUCUUUUGACAUUAAAUCCUGCAGCUGAUGCGCUGCUAAGGUAUUUCUACUCGAAAAUAAUGUUAUUGUUCAUACAAACGUGCACAUUUAUAAACAUAAAUCUAGUUAGGUAGGAUGCAAUUGCACACACGCGCCGAAACAGCAUAAUUAAAGUAGACACGUAUUUUAAACGUGAUGUACGAUCUUAAAAACUCUGUCGUGAUGUUACUUGUUCCAAGUAUUUUAUUUAUUCAUUCAUUAAAUAAAAAUCUAUGAAGUUAUACUUCAAAGAGUAUUUUUCACGAUACAGUACGCGUCAUCAAAUAUUUAUUACCCUUAAUAUGUACAAACACAAAAAUCACAAUAGAUGAAUAGUUUAAUCUUUUUUUUCGAAAUUAAGAUUGUUUUCUCUUCCUUCACAACAAGUAUAUAAAAUACAAUUGUCGAUGUAAAGUUAAUUGUACAAUGUGUUCAUUUAAUAAAUCAGAAUAAGUUUAA